This is a messenger RNA of Leucoraja erinaceus (little skate), 1400 nucleotides long. Its product is annotated as zinc finger protein 239-like. Bases 987 to 1400 code for a protein of 137 amino acids. Gene Ontology annotation, molecular function: DNA-binding transcription factor activity, RNA polymerase II-specific; RNA polymerase II cis-regulatory region sequence-specific DNA binding. Gene Ontology annotation, biological process: regulation of transcription by RNA polymerase II. The transcript has a single exon. The record is from RefSeq and is a predicted model, not a curated record. Lineage: Eukaryota; Metazoa; Chordata; Chondrichthyes; Rajiformes; Rajidae.
GGACUUCCUGAAGUCUACAAUGAGCUCCUUGGUCUUCUUGGAGUUAAGGGCCAGGUUGUUGUCAGCGCACCAUGCUGCUAAGUGCUGGACCUCCUCCCUGUAGGCCAGCUCAUCGUUGUUGCUGAUGAGGCCAAUCACCGUUGUAUCAUCUGCAGACUUGAUGAUGGUGUUAGUACCAUGUACAGGUGUGCAGUCAUAGGUGAAGAGGGAGACAGACAGAGAGAGACAGACAGAGAGGGAGAGACAUAGAGAGACUGACAGAGAGAGAGACAUACAGAGACAGAGAAAGAGGGACAGAGAGAGACGGAUAGAGAGAGAGUGAGAGACAAAGAGAGAAAGAGAGAGAGAGAGAGAUAGACACAAAGUGCUGGAGUAAUUCAGUGGGUCAGGCAGCAUCUGUGGAAAUAAGGAAUGGGUGACAUUUUGGGUCAAGACCCUUCUUUGGUUUAGUUUAGUUUAGAGAUGCAGCGCGGAAACAGGUCUUUCGGCCCGUGGAGUCUGCGCCGACCAGCGAUCACCCCGUACACUAGCACUAUCCUACGCACAUUAGGGACAAUUUAACAAUUUUGCGGAGGCCGAUUAAUCUACAACCCUGAACGUCUUUGAAAUGUUGGAGGAAACCGGAGCACCCGGAGUAAAAGCCCACGCAGGUCAAGGGGAGAACGUACAAACUCCACACAGACAGCACCCGUAGUCAGGAUCGAGCCCGGGUCUCUGGCGGUGAGGCAGCAACUGUACCGCUGCGCCACUGUGCCGCGCAGAAUUAUAUAAUGGUUUCCUCCACCAUAAACGCACCCAAUAUGUGCUAGUAAUGUCCUGUUUGCCAGCUUGUUGACCCUCUGUGUUCCCCUCCUGCAGGGUUUAGGAGCCGUUGCUGUGGACGGAGAGACGGGGACGUGAGCGGCCAUUGAGGGCGGCCAGGGUGCCGGUGAUCCCCCCAGACAUCUGCUCGGUGUGCGGGCUGAGCUUCGAGCUGCUGAGCUUCGAUGGAGGACCACAUGACGGGGCACAACAAGGAGAAGCGUUAUGAGUGCGACGUGUGUGGCAAGGCCUGGCAGUGCCCGAGCGAGCUGGAGAUCCACCGGCGGGUGCACACGGGAGAACGCCCCUUCAACUGUUCGGAGUGUGGCAAGACCUUUAAGACGGCGCAUAACCUGAAGAUCCACAGGCGCCUGCACACCGGCGAGCGCCCCUACACCUGCUCGGACUGCGGCAAGAGCUUCACAUGCUCAACCAGCAGACUGCUGGCGGCACCAGCCGUGCACACGGAGCGCCCUUCACCUGCGCCCUGUGGCAAGGGCUUCACUCAGGCGGAUGCACCCUGCUGUCCCACCAGCGUGCACACGGGGGAGAGCGCCCCUACACCUGCACUGACUGCGGCAAGGGCUUCAAGUCGUUGA